CAGAGGCUAGGCGCCGUUCAACAGAGUCCAGUUUAUUUAGUUUGAUACUAAGUUCGUCUAUUUUAUUUGUUAACACAUCUAACUUUGAAUUAAAAUCGUUUCCGAUCACCGGGGGUGACAUAUAACCUACAAACUGUCCCUGUGGGCCCGGUGGCCCAUAUUGACAUUGUUGAUAACCUGCUAGUGGCGUAGAGUGAAGUUGGUAUUGUUGUGAAGAGUUAAGUGAGUUGUUAUUCAAUAAACUCAUUCUAGUAUCCUGAGAGAAGUUUGAAUUGAAGUUAAGACUAUCAACUGAUCGAUCAAUAUGGAAAGUGUAAAGAUAUUGUUUGUGCUGUGUUUAAUAUUAGAAUGCUGCAACUGCUGGGUAAAUAAGUUUGACGAGCCAGUAUGGUAUGAAUGUCCAGCCGGGGAACAGCUUAGUUCAAUAACCAGUGAACAUGAUAAUCAUUUCGAGGACAGACAAUGGGACUUCACGUGCGCCCAUUUGGCCCCAUUGGGCUUAUGUUCUUGGCAUAAUAAUAUUAAUCAGCAUGACGGAGUAAUGGAUUUUAAAUGUCCAGAUUCGGGUGCAAUAACUGGUAUCAAAAGUGUCCAUGACAACAACAAAGAGGAUAGGAUUUACCACAUCGAAUGCUGUGCAAUGUCCAACACUCCUAAUGUAUGCAAAUUGACAGAUUAUGCAAACGAAUUCGAUGGCCUCCUUGAUUACAAAAUUCCAACUAAUAAAUACCUAAAUGGGAUAUACAGUGUGCACCAAAAUUUUCAAGAAGAUCGACGUUUUAAAUUCAAUGAAUGCGACCUUUCGUAA
Molecule: messenger RNA, 808 nt
Organism: Patella vulgata (common limpet)
Lineage: Eukaryota; Metazoa; Mollusca; Gastropoda; Patellidae
Product: hemagglutinin/amebocyte aggregation factor-like
Exons: 6
Coding region: 305-808 (167 amino acids)
Source: RefSeq, a predicted model, not a curated record